Messenger RNA from Chilo suppressalis (striped riceborer), 1089 nucleotides. The record is from the annotation of a GenBank genome assembly. NCBI's taxonomy places the organism in Eukaryota, Metazoa, Arthropoda, Insecta, Lepidoptera, Crambidae.
GUUGUGUUGUGGUCUUGUGGUGUGGCCAGUGCAUGCAUUACUUGCUCAGUGCUCCAGUACAAAUAAAACUUUCUAGAAAUUUGCUGAGUUUGUUUAUUUUAACGAACAAACUAGAUAUUAUUCUAGGAUUGCAACUUAUUAAACUCUCCAAUUUGAAAUGGAGAAAGAGAGAGUCGUAAGCUCUAGGCCGGACAGGGAAAUCAAAAAGAAAAUUAUCACACCCGGCGACUACACAUUAGUACCAUACGAAGAUUCUCGCUGCAAAAUUGUUUUAUCGCAUGUAACGUGCACCAAUUCAUUAGGAAAAUGUGAAAUAGAGCCAGAGAGCAGAAUAUUUAGUAAAGAAUUUGAUGGGAAUGUGCUGAUUGGCGAUAGUGACAACUUUAUCGACAAAGACUUCGAGUUGAUUUUGCAGCAGAUGUGCUGUGGUGAGACUUGUGAGGCUAGUUUAUUAUAUAGAGACAGUGAGGGUGUGCUCGUGAAAGAGAUCAAGUGUAAUAUUGAGCUGAAGGAAGUGACAGAUGAACAACUGGUCAGUGACUGGGGUUGGCAGAGAUUAUAUGAAUCAGCUUUACACCACAAAGAAAGAGGUGUAGAACUGGUGAAACAAAAAAGACUUGCUGAUGCAUUUAGAAGAUUCAAUAAAGCCCUCAAAUUUUUAAUAGCAAUAGAGCCAGUAGACCCUGAUGUCAUCGAAGAAGAAACAAUCAAGGAAAUGAUUGCUUUGAAGGUGAAGCUUUACAACAAUUUGGCAUAUAUACAGCUGCAAUAUAAUGAGUAUGAGCCAGCUCUACAGCUGUGCAACCGUGCCAUUCAGUAUGACCCUGAAAACACAAAAGCUCUUUACAGAAGGUGUACUUCAUAUACUGGUUUGCAACUAUAUGAGGAGGCCUGGGCAGAUAUACAGCAUGCUCUUAAGCUAGACCCGUCUGAUAAAGCAUCUCAACAGAAAGCAAAAUCUCUUAGACCUAUUAUAGAGAAAAUUAACAAAAAUUAUACUGAUGUAGUCAAGAAGAUGUUUGGUUGAUUAAUAUAAGUUUAUAUUUGUAUAAUAAGAGCAAUUCGAGAAUAUACUGAAGUAAAAGAUGG